Molecule: messenger RNA, 4758 nt
Organism: Acipenser ruthenus (sterlet)
Lineage: Eukaryota; Metazoa; Chordata; Actinopteri; Acipenseriformes; Acipenseridae
Gene: sh3rf1
Product: SH3 domain containing ring finger 1
Exons: 12
Coding region: 415-3066 (883 amino acids)
Molecular function (GO): protein binding
Source: RefSeq, a predicted model, not a curated record
UCCCAUCAAAUCAAUUGAGCUCAUCAUGGCGUUCGGGUAGCAGGGGCGAGUCUCUCUUGCUUUCGCUUUUCUGUAAUAAAUCGGAAAAUCUUUUAAGCAAUUAUAUAACAGGUUUGAUAUAUCCGGCUUCAGGCGAAGAAGCUCUGUUUGUCAGGCCCUGUGUUGUGUGAAAAGAAAUAAAUUACGGAAUUUGUGAAGAAGAAAAAAAACCGAUUGUUGGAUUUUGGUGGAUCCAUUCUCAAGUAGUCAAAGUCUGGGAGAGAUUUGUUAGGAGCGGAGGGGAGGGGGUGAACCAUCAGGCCCUCAGUAGAGUGAUGGCCAUAAUAUGGUGAAAGAGGCAUGGAAGUGACGUGAUCCAGUUAUUGCACCCUGACAAGACUCGCCAUGCAAUUACUGCAUUUGUUAUAGCGUUCCAUGAAGAGCCCAGCAAUGGAUGAAUCGGCCCUGUUGGACCUGCUGGAGUGUCCUGUUUGCUUAGAGCGCCUUGAUGCUACUGCAAAGGUCUUGUCGUGUCAGCACACGUUCUGCAAGCGAUGUCUGCAGGGUAUUCUGAAUUCCAGGAGUGAGCUGCGCUGCCCAGAGUGCAGGACUCUGGUGGACUGCAGUGUGGAUGAUCUCCCCAGUAACAUCCUCCUGGUCCGACUGCUGGAUGGCAUUAAACAGAGGCCGAGGAAACCGGGGGCGGGCAGCAGUGGCAAUGGCACCAACGGCCAUAGCAGCAGCAGCAGUAAUGUGGCGCGGACACAAAGCAGUGCCAUACGAGACCUCCAAGGGAACCAGAACGGACAGCAGCAAAGGAUGCAGGCAAGGAGCCCUCCAGUCAGAGGUGUUCCUCAAUUGCCUUGUGCCAAAGCAUUGUACAACUAUGAUGGCAAAGAGCCUGGAGACCUCAAGUUCAGCAAGGGGGAUAUCAUCAUCCUGCGCCGGCAAGUGGACGAGAACUGGUACCACGGGGAGAUCAACAGCGUCCAUGGCUUCUUCCCAACUAACUUUGUUCAGAUCAUCAAACCCUUACCUCAGCCGCCACCGCAGUGCAAAGCUCUCUAUGAUUUUGAAGUAAAGGACAAGGAAGCAGACAAAGACUGCCUGCCUUUCUCCAAGGAUGACAUACUAACAGUGAUUCGUCGAGUUGAUGAGAACUGGGCAGAAGGAAUGUUAGGAGAUAAAAUAGGAAUCUUUCCUAUUUCUUAUGUUGAGUUUAACUCUGCCGCAAAGCAGCUACUUGAGUUGGACAAGCCCUCUGGGUCCGGGGAUUCAGGUGAGGGGACAUCAGCGGCCGGUCAAAGCAAUGGCACCCAAAAGCACCCAGACGCCAAGAAGAACACCAAGAAACGGCAUUCGUUUACCUCUCUGACCAUGUCUAACAAGUCGUCGCAGGCCUCCCAGAACCGGCAUUCCAUGGAGAUCAGCGGCCCUGUCCUCAUCAGCUCCAGCAACCCCACAGCAGCCGCUCGCAUUGGGGAGCUGGCUGGGAACCUCUCCUGCAGCGCGCCUUCUCAGGUCCAUAUUGGCACAACUGGGUUGAUUGUGACUCCUCCUCCUAGCAGUCCUGUCACCACAGCAGCGACCUUUACUUUCCCAGCAGGAGAAAUCACCUGCUCAGCAGUACCAGGGGAUAGCCUCCCCCCUCCGCCACCUCCCCCUCCUAUUGCUGCAGUGGUAGCCUCCACUUCGGCAGCCUCUGCUUCAGCAGUAGGGCAGAGACCUACCCCUGGACCUGCUGAGCAGGCUGCACACGCCAGGACACAGCAGCGCCCCACUGUGUACGUUGCUAUGUUUCCUUACACCCCUCGGAAGGAGGACGAGCUGGAGCUGAGGAAAGGAGAGAUGUUUCUAGUGCUGGAGCGUUGCCAAGACGGGUGGUUUAAGGGAACAUCCAUGCACACAGGAAAGAUUGGUGUUUUCCCUGGAAACUAUAUGGCUCCAGUGACAAGAAAUGGUUCAGGUACGACUCAGUCAAAGGUGCCCUUAGCUGUCGUCUCUCAGGUGGGCCGGGGAGUGACACUUGUGAGCCCCUCCACCAGUGCGACUGGAUCUCAACAGAAGCCCCCAGGCAGCAGUGGCCCAGAUUGCAACAAAACCCUGAACUCCAACACGGUCCCAACAGCCGUGGUGUCGGCAGCACACAUCCAGGCCAGCAACCAACAGACGAAGGUCCUGGUGCAUGUGACCGGACAAAUGACGGUCAACCAGGCCCGCAACGCAGCUAGAACCGCUGCGGCACACAGUCAGGAGCGGCCCACAGCAGCAGUGACGCCUAUCCAAUCUCAGAGCCCUGUGGCCUACAUCACUACUGUCUCUGUACCCUCUCAUAUCCCUGUCUCUGCUCAGCAGCUCCCAGCUCAGGCUGUCUACACCAUUCCUCCCACAGUGACCUGGCCCACCAUUCCGCUGAGCUGCACCACUGCCUCCCUCACACCCCCCAAUGUCAACGCCACCUCUCUGGAUAGUGAGGGCCUCCUCAGGCCCGUUGCCAUGGUAGCAGUCCCUAUCACUCCCGUGAGCGCGCUGCCCGCCGGGACUGCCAUGGUGAACAGACUGGAAAAGGACAAUAAGAAGGAGAAGAAAGGUUUGUUGAAGUUACUUUCCGGAGCCUCGACAAAACGAAAGACCCGUUCUUCCCCACCAUCCUCUCCCACACUGGAAUCUGAGCAGGCAGCCGCUGAGGUGCUGCAGGGAGCGAUGGGUCUGGAGGUCUCCUCUGUCACAGGUAACCAUGGGCGGGCAGUCUCCUGCCCUGUAGAUUCAGAGGCUGCAGGGGCGGCAUCCUGUGAAACAACACUACACCGCAAGACCAGCUCCCUGGACUCCAGCGUACCCAUCGCUCCUCCUCCCAGGCAGCCUUGCUCCUCCAUGGCCUCACUCCAGCAGGAGGCCAGGCCCAUUUUGUGUGAAAGGUACAGGGUUGUGGUGUCCUACCCUCCCCAGAGCGAGGCGGAGCUAGAGCUCAAAGAAGGGGACAUUGUUUUUGUGCACAAGAAGCGAGAGGACGGAUGGUUCAAAGGCACACUCCAGAGAAAUGGAAAGACUGGCCUGUUCCCCGGCAGCUUUGCAGAGAGCAUCUGAAAUGACAAACUAAAUGACCAAGAUGAACCCUGCACACAAUAUUUAGCACAGAAGCAUAUAAACUUUGCAAAAAAUAUAUAUAUAAAACUGCUGAACACCAGAGCACAAUCUACCAGAAACGCGGAGAACCUGUUUUUUUUUUUAUUAUUAUAAUUUUGUAAUUUGUGCCUUGUACUGUUUUUCACUUUAUUGUAUUUAAUCAAACACUUUAAAAAUAGUCACAAAAAAUCUAACUGGUUACAGUGAUAAUAUAAAUAACUUAUUGGAUUUUUUGUUUUCUUUUAAGAAAAGAGCUUGUGUUCAUUUUAUGUAUUAAAAGCUGUAGAAUUUUUAGAAUUUGGAACAUGUUAAUUUAUAAAGUUCUGUCUGAGGAGAAGCUGGAUUAUCUCCUUUUCACUCGAGUGCCACACUUACCUCUUAUAACAGAAGCAUCCCCAUAUUUCACUGCAGUCACCAGUGAUGUUUGAAUUGAUUUAAGUGUAAUUCAGAUUGUGUUUGUGGAUUUGUGAUAAUGUCAUCAGCAUGUGUUUAGGUAAUGACGGUGAACUAAAAGUAUAGGGCAUAGAGGUUUGGCAGAAAUUUUCAGCCAGUCUAUUUUUUUUCUUCUAAUUUAUAGGAUAAUACUACAGACUUUAUUAUGUAUGAUUCAGAUUAAAACCUAGAGCCACCACUGUCAGGAGGAUGUACCAAAAUGUGUUUGCGCUUGAUUUUUUUUAAAAAUAUAUUUAUUCCACACAUGACAAAAGCACAGUGAAAUAUUCCUGCAAAUUUCCAUGAGCUGCUUAUUUUUAUUUUUUUUUCUGAGCACACAUCUCUGAAGGCAUUCCCUUUAGUGAUGCAGAACAAAAAAAUAUAGGAUAAACGGAAUACACAGUAACUUAGGAGAUGGUUUUGUAAAGAUGUUCCACACUCGAAGGAAGCCUGUAAUUCAUGUAAGUCUUCAUGUCUUGUGGGUUAUUGAGUUUACCUUUCGUUGUUCCAUUCUGAACCAUUGAAUUGCUUCUACAAAAUGCACACACUGUUCUCCAGACAAACCUUGCACAACCCUGGUUGGAUCAUAGCCGAACAAACUGUGUCCCCACAACCGGGUCUUAACAGCAGUGUGGCGCUGAGUAAUUCUAUUCAAUGAAAACUAAUUGAGUCAUGCAUGAUUGACAGAAUGACUUGAUGGAGCAGGGAUUUUAAUAACCUUGGCCUCCCCAAGCUCUGGCUCAGCAUUUACGAUUUUAAAAGAUGUCUGGAAAUGGUUCCGAAAAUAACCAUAUUAGCUGUUGACCUCCAGUAAGAUUAUAUGAAGUUAGCUGAGUGUAUGCAGAUAGCAUAGUGUAGAUUUAAGAGGAUAUCUAAGCAAUUUAAUAAUCAUUUUUAUUUAAAAAAAAUAAAAGAAAAAAAACAUGCCAAGCAAAGACUUUAUUGCUCUGAAAGUACUUCUGUGUGUUGGUGGUGAUUUUUUGUUUUUGUAACUGUUGUCAAAGCAUGUGUAUUAAUGACUCCACAGUGUCCUUGGAACUGUGCAUGUGAUGUAUAUUUUGUUGCUGUGUUCCAUGUUUUGAUGUUCAGUGCCCAUAUUGACACACAUAAGCAAAAACAACUGAGCCUGAAGUUCAUAUCUGCUGUUCACUCACAACUGUUUCACUGAGCAGUGCGUUGUAGUGAAUUAUUUCAAAAGUGCUGUUGUGUGUUUUUUUUUUU